Manis javanica (Malayan pangolin) is the source of this 780-nucleotide messenger RNA. RefSeq names its product cytochrome c oxidase assembly protein COX11, mitochondrial. Gene Ontology annotation, cellular component: mitochondrial inner membrane. The record is from RefSeq and is a predicted model, not a curated record. Lineage: Eukaryota; Metazoa; Chordata; Mammalia; Pholidota; Manidae. Gene Ontology annotation, molecular function: copper ion binding.
AUGGGAGGGCCUUGGCGUGCGGGAUGCAGGCGCGUUGCUUUCUGCCCCUGGUGGGGCAGCCAUCCUGGGUCCCCGACCAGGGCGGCGGAGAGGGUAGAGCCUUGUGUCAGGCCUCGAAGAAGUGGAAGACGAGGCUGUGAGGGGCUGGGGCGGCUCGGGACAUCGAAGCACCCGGUCGCAGCCCGUGAGCGGGCCCUGCAGCCGCCGCGGCGGCCGAGGAGCACGAGCCCUCACCGCACGCAGGAGGACUGGCGGGGGCGGAACAAGUCGGUCCUCACCUAAGUGGCCGCGGUCCCCCUUUAUCGGCUCUAUUGACAGAUGACUGGGCUUGGAGGAUCAGCAGUAGCAGGUCAUUCAUCAGACCAGAUUGAAAUGAUGAUACCCGUUAAGGAUCCUAUCAUUAAAGUCACCCUUAAUGCAGAUGUGCACGCAAAUCUCCAGUGGGACUUCAGACCUCAGCAGAGUUACAUUAGUGCCGGGAAAGACUGCACUGCGUUUUAUAAAGCUUAGAAUCCUACUAACAAGCUAAUAAUAAUCGGAAUUUCUACAUACAGUGUUGUGCCAUUUGAAGGUGGACAGUAUUGCAAUAAAAUACAGUGGUUCUGUUUUGAAGAACAAAGGCUCAAUCCACAAGAGGAAGCAGAUAUGCCAGUGUUUUUCCACAUUGAUUCUGAAUUUGCCGAAGAUCCUAAAAUGGUGACUGGUGAUCUCAUCACUCUUUCUUACACUUUUUUUGAAGCAAAGGAGAGGCACAAGUUGCCAGUUCUAGGCUGUAAGUGA